GUGCGGCAAGUCGUGGAUGAAGGAGGAGUCAGCGCGCUGUGCAAUUAGGAAUCAAGAGUAGAACACUGGUGGUGAUUUUUAUUUAGAGAGUCAUAUGAAUUAUAGCGAUUUUUUUGAUACAUACUAGCUUUCAUUUCAUCUUCAACGAAAGACGGAAACAAGAUAGUUGUACUGAUUUCGUCACUUCUUAUUGUACGUGGUGCGCGAACUUUUAAAUUAAGAGUACUUUUAAGUCUCGCGGCGGAUUUUCAGUGGCGCGCCAGCUGGAUCUCCUGAUGGAAGUGAGGAUGGAGCGAGGCCUAUGGAAGGUAUUGGGAGAUAAUACGCAGGUAGAUCAUCAGGUUUAAGGAGUCAGAAGGUGGUAGACGUAGGUAGGCCAUCAUGAUGAUGAUGAUGAUGGUGAUGAUGCUCAUAUGUUACGUUUCGCCAGUCAUGAUCAAUACCAAUUAUAGGUUGUCUAUCGAACACUUAAUUUUGACACUACUAAAUCGCUUAUAAAUGUAGUUUGACCACUAUCUAUCAUCUAUCAUGUAUGUGCUACAACUAUCGCAGCUUCGAUCCGCGAGUUGGUUGCAAAUGUUCAGAAAUGGACACAGCGUGAACACGAAAAGAAGCUAGAGGAUAUCUCUGCAGCAGGUGACGGAGCAGAUUUGGAGGCGCGGAGAAAUUUUCUGCGGGAAUUGAGUAUCGAUCGAAGAAAGCGUGGGCAAGAGAUAGCGUUUGGGAGAGGAAAAAACGAGGAAAGCGUAAAGGAGACUAUCGAAAGGAAACUAUUUCCUCCUAGUAGUAGUACGAGUGGUGUAGGUG
Messenger RNA from Amoebophrya sp. A25, 807 nucleotides. NCBI's taxonomy places the organism in Eukaryota, Dinophyceae, Syndiniales, Amoebophryaceae. The record is from the annotation of a GenBank genome assembly.